Messenger RNA from Suricata suricatta (meerkat), 3394 nucleotides. RefSeq names its product N-acetyltransferase domain containing 1 (gene NATD1). NCBI's taxonomy places the organism in Eukaryota, Metazoa, Chordata, Mammalia, Carnivora, Herpestidae. The record is from RefSeq and is a predicted model, not a curated record. The coding region runs from base 1 to 459 and encodes 152 amino acids. The transcript has 4 exons.
AUGGAGGGAUUGGCCAACUAUAAAAUGGCCCGGGGCUCACCAGCCAAGCCCUGGGAGGAGUGGGAGAAGGCAGCCAGCUUCUCUCCAGCCUGCAAGGUGGGGUCUGGGUGUGUGUAUGGGGAGGGGCCCAGUCUUGGCUCAGCUGAGGAGGGGGAAUGGCCUGUCUUGGUCUCAGAGCUGCGGAGCAAGCCCUGGAGACGGCUCACUGUGCCCACUGAGAGCAGAUGUCAUGACCGGGCCGUCCUGCUCUACGAGUACGUGGGCAAGCGCAUCGUGGACCUGCAGCACACCGAGGUCCCCGACGCCUACCGCGGACGUGGCAUUGCCAAGCACCUCGCCAAGGCCGCUCUGGACUUCGUGGUGGAGGAGGACCUGAGGGCCCACCUCACGUGCUGGUACAUCCAGAAGUACGUCAAGGAGAACCCGCUGCCGCAGUACCUGGAGCGCCUGCAGCCGUAACCCCGGCCCUGCAGGGCGGGGGCCCUCCGUGCCAGACCUCUCCCUGCGGCCUUUGCCCUGGCCCUCCGCGUGCUCUCAGGAAACCCGGUCCCUGCGGGGGACAGACUCAGAGUUAUUUUUGUAAGGACACUCAGCUGUGGCCCCUGGAGGCCGCUGGCCGAGGAUGGGCAGUGGUCCAGCUACCCCAGUAGAGGGGAGGCCCGGCCACCGAGGGCCCAGCUGCUCCCCCUCCGCAGACGCUGGCUGGCUUCUCAGAAGGCCUCCAGAGCCGUUUGUGGGCGGGCCUGCAAGGGCCCGCUGCCAGGACCCGAGUGCAGUCUGGGUCCCACCUGCUGUUCCCAGCUCUGUGAUUGGCAGUAGGGCAGUGUGGGGCCCCCUCUGCCACCACCUAGGUCUGGGUCCUUUCUGCAGAUGAGGAGGGCGUCCCCUGAGUGAAGAGGAGCAAUAAGAAACCUCGUGUGCCAACUUCCCAGGGGCGUAACACCGAGCCGCAGCUGCCACCAGCACCGCCUCUCUUCCUCCAGCUCAUGUGCCCUGGCACUGGGGGGGCAGGCCAAGGCGAGGGGCAAGCCUCCCUCAUGUGCAAAGCCCGGAACGGGUGCACACGUGAGCACACAUGCACGCACACACACAUGCAUACACGCACGCACACACAACACUAUGUGCAGGACCGUGCAUCAGCGGAGGGAGUGCUGGGUAUUCUCUCCGUGGUGCCUGUUCCCUUCACUCGUUGCCCCCUGGUCUGUCAGCUCUGCAGGAAAUCGACACCUCCCACCCCUGGCCCCUUGUGGCUGCCCUCCCUGUUUGCCCUGCCCGCCUGGAGCCAGCUCCGGGUGUGGCCUGAGCACCAAGCACUGGAAAGCCCCCCUUCACUGGCUUCUUGGCCACCGGCAGGGGGGGCUUUCUCAGACACAACCCUUUGGAGGUCAAGUGAAAGGGAGGCAAACUGUCCUCCAGAAACUGUCCUCACCACCCCGUGGGAAGAGACAUUUCUGCGGAGAGACUUCCUCCGUGGCCACUGGUGGCCGGGCACAUUCUGUGGCCUGGCUGGAAUUCCAGGGUCCCGCCCAGACCAACUUCCCUGGCCUUGGAGGUGCACACCAGCACCCUUUUUUCUGCUGGCCUUUUGAGCUCGUUAGGGCUCUGGGUCUUCACCUGUGUUCUACUUCCCACAAGGUCAAAUCCAUGCCUGCUUCUCUGUGGAGCUGGAGGGAGACCCUGGGGCAGAGUCCCUUUGGGGCUGAGAUGUCAGUUAACAGCACAUCUGGAAGGGUAUUCUGUCCCCUCCAGGCCUCCGGCUGGGAGUGGGUUUGGAGAGGUGUGUAUGCUGGGGGACCAGAUGCCACAGUGACCCCUCCCUUUUCUCUGACUCGCCAUGGCAUCCAUUGGCCUGUGGUCGCCUUUUCCGCUCACCUCCUCACUUUGUCUCUGCACCAAGCUCACCACUACCACGGCACAGCUCAGGGGCCCCCUCACACAUUUGCACAGACACCUUCCCACUCAGCGGCAGGAACAUCUAGGUCAGCAGGUGCACAGAGGCCUGGCAGACUGCCCACGGGGGUCCCUGCGCCCCAGAGAGGCACUGGGCUCAGCAUCCCCCACCCACUCCAUGCGCCAGUCUCCAAGAAUUCCCUGAGGGCUGAGGACACCCCUCACUGUCUCGCCAUGCCCCUCAGCUCUGUUUGCCAAGGGCUAUCGUGAGAAGCCAGAGAAGCCCUUAGGCCUCCACUGUGCCAGGGGUCCCUGGGCAGGAAGAACUCCAGCAGGAAGUAGGCUCAGCUGCUGGGUCCCCUCCGCGGCUGGGCUGUCACAUCCCUGGUGCGGUGUGAGGAAGGAGCAGCUCGUAGGCCCAAGUCCAGGAUCUGGGCCUUCUCCCUCUGACUCCUGAAGCCAUGGGGUUAGGGGUCCCCUCUCCCUCCCAGCCCACACAUGCCUUCCCAAGGUCAAGCACAGACUCAGUCAUGAAAACUCCUCCCCAGUAGCUUCAGCAAUCUGGUGCUGCCUCCCUCCAUGGUCUACAGGGUGACGUGAGUACCUGGAGAGUACUUGGCCCCAAGGUCCUCCCGGCCCAUCCAAGGGAGGGUGCCCUGCAGCAGUGACACACAGGGCCCCAGGGCAAGCAGGGCAUACAAGAGCAGAGAGCCGGGGGUAGGGGGGAUCAAGAGAGAGCAGCCCUGUUCCAGUCCCCAGUGUUUCCCAGCCCUAACCUGUGUUCUCACAGCAGGUGACAUGCCACACUGUCCAGCAUACACGCAAAACACUUUGUACUUGAACCAGGAGAAAUGCAGGGUCUCAGGAGGCUUGUACAGCCCUGGGCCCAGGAACAGCUUGUCCCCAGUUCCCACAGGAGCGAAACCGGAGCCUCGUCAACUCUGGCUGCCUUAACGUACCAUUGCCCCCAUGCAUGGGGCACAGCUGUGGGGCCAGCCCGGCCCUCAGCCCUCAGCAGAGCCUCAGGGCAGCAACAGCCUGCUCUCUGAGGCUGGGACCCUGGUCUGCAGCAGAUGCAGGCCCCGGAACCCCCAGCCCACCUCUACCGGCCUGCCCCCCCCCCCCCCCGGUGCUACUUAGUCUAUUCCAGCCACACCGCCACCCAUCUGGGGAGUUCCAGGAGCCCCUCCUCAGGAGGUGGGUCACUUGGGCCGGUUCUUGCACCACCCUGCAGGGGCUGGGGGACUCUCGGGGAUUCCACUGCCCCCCCCCAUUUCCAGCAGACUGCCCCCAAAGGCCCUGUACUCUCCUGCCAUGUCUCACUUGUGGGUUUUUCUUGCCCAGUGAAAAUAGGGGGUAACUCAUGUGCCUUUCCAACUCAGGACCUGUUCCAGGUGGUGUCUGGGCCAAGGCUGGUCUCCAGACCUGCUCCCUUUUGUUAUUUUUCAAACUCCCGAACAGAUUGCAUGGCAUUCAUUUCAAUAAAAGGUGUGACGCGGUCGGA